GGCCCUGAUGACAAAGAAAAAAUGGAAGGUGUAUUUUGCUGACCAGGUUCGAAAGAGCUGGGUCACACUUCUGCUGCACCUGCAAGACCCAAACCCCAAGGUUUCAAUGGAAUGCAAAGCUACAUUUCACCUCUGUUUCCCGUUUUUGGGACUGAAGAGACUCCAAAGUACAAUUAAUGAGCACCUUGGUGGCACAGCCGAGUUAAAGCCUGAAAAGCUCCAGGUGGACAUUUGCAGACACCUUGUCAAAGAGAAUGCAGAGCUGCUGGAGAACUUAUACAAAAACACCAUCAUGUACUUCUAUAGCAGCUGGGAAGAGAUCCGGGCAGUUGCCGCCAAGUUAGCUGGCAUCAUCCUGGAACACACAGACACUCAGCGUAUGAAAUGGCUGGACCUGGAACAUCUGCUGAUGUCUCUCCAGGUCCUAGAGAAAGACCCAAGUCCCACUGUCCAGCUGGUGGCAACUGAGCUCAUAAGUGACAUCUGUCCUGGCUGAGCGCUUGGCGAAUGAAGCAGAACGGAGACAAACAGAAUAAGGCGCUCCAGUAGUAUAAGGGCCCUACCAUCAAUCAAAUGUUAACUCUACCCCUUGGCCCCGUAAGCCCUGCUCACCGGUCACCAGAAGACCCACCCCAUGGGGUAUUACUUCCAGGGUCAAGACAGACACAUGAUCGGAAGCAAGGUUUGUCAUGUGACCCCUCUAAGAACUCCUCCCACUGUCCUCUACCAAUCAGGAUGGGUUUCACACCCAUAGGAACA
Mauremys mutica (yellowpond turtle) is the source of this 759-nucleotide messenger RNA. RefSeq names its product maestro heat-like repeat-containing protein family member 2B. The transcript is spliced from 5 exons. Bases 8 to 496 code for a protein of 162 amino acids. Lineage: Eukaryota; Metazoa; Chordata; Testudines; Geoemydidae. The record is from RefSeq and is a predicted model, not a curated record. Gene Ontology annotation, cellular component: cytoplasm.